This is a messenger RNA of Malania oleifera, 2625 nucleotides long. Its product is annotated as delta-1-pyrroline-5-carboxylate synthase-like. The record is from RefSeq and is a predicted model, not a curated record. Gene Ontology annotation, molecular function: ATP binding; glutamate-5-semialdehyde dehydrogenase (NADP+) activity; glutamate 5-kinase activity. Bases 129 to 2273 code for a protein of 714 amino acids. The transcript has 20 exons. Gene Ontology annotation, cellular component: cytoplasm. Lineage: Eukaryota; Viridiplantae; Streptophyta; Magnoliopsida; Santalales; Ximeniaceae.
UCUCGCACUCUUCUCACAGACCACACCUGCAUCGCCUUCGCAUGCGCCCACAAACCACUCUCUUUCUCCCUUCGCAAUCCCUAUCGCCUCUUCUCCUCUGAAUCUCUGUGCUGCUCGGAGCGGAAGCCAUGGAUUCUUCUCGGGCUUUCCUCAGGGACGUCAAGCGUAUCGUCGUCAAGGUAGGAACAGCCGUGGUUACUCGAUCUGAUGGAAGAUUAGCAGUUGGCAGACUUGGAGCUCUCUGCGAGCAGCUCAAACAUUUGAACUCCCAAGGCUUUGAAGUCAUUCUGGUUACCUCAGGUGCUGUUGGUGUUGGCCGCCAGCGGCUUAAAUACAGGAGAUUGAUCAAUAGCAGCUUGGUUGAUCUCCAAAAACCACAACUUGACCUUGAUGGAAAGGCUUGUGCAGCUGUUGGACAGAGCAGUCUCAUGGCCCUUUAUGAUACUUUGUUCAGCCAGCUAGAUGUGACCUCUUCUCAACUUAUUGUGACAGAUAAUGAUUUUAGAGAUCCAGAUUUCAGAAGGCAACUUUCUGAAACAGUGAAAUCAUUAUUUUCUCUGAGGGUUAUUCCUAUUUUCAAUGAAAAUGAUGCAGUUAGUACUAGGAGAACUCCAUAUGAGGAUCCUUCUGGUAUAUUUUGGGAUAAUGACAGUCUGGCAUCUUUAUUGGCACUGGAACUGAAGGCUGACCUUCUUGUUUUGUUGAGCGAUGUAGAAGGUCUGUAUAGUGGCCCUCCAGAUGAUCCACAUUCAAAGCUCAUCCGCACAUAUGUGAAGGAAAAACAUCAAACAGAAAUCACAUUUGGGGACAAGUCUAGAGUAGGAAGGGGGGGUAUGACUGCAAAAGUAAAAGCUGCUGUUUAUGCAGCUUAUUCUGGCACCCCUGUUGUCAUUACAAGUGGCUAUGCCACCGACAACAUCAUUAGAGUGCUUCAAGGCGAGCGUAUUGGUACUCUCUUUCAUAAAGAUGCCCAUUCAUGGAGCCCACUUAAAGAAGCCAGUGCACGUGAGAUGGCAGUUGCAGCACGUGAGUCCUCCAGACGGCUUCAGGGCCUACUUCCAGAAGAUCGGAGGAAAAUUUUGCUGGACAUAGCUGAUGCCUUGGAGGCUAAUGAAAGCUUGAUAAGGAAUGAGAAUGAGGCUGAUGUUGCUGCGGCAAUGGAGGGUAGAUAUGACUCAUCAUUGAUAUCUCGUUUGUCCCUAAAGCCUGAGAAGAUCUCCAGUCUUGCAAAAUCUGUCCGUGUACUUGCAGACAUGGAAGAACCCAUCGGCCGUGUUUUGAAGAGAACUGAGCUUGCAGAUGGACUCGUUUUGGAGAAGACAUCAUGUCCUUUAGGUGUGCUUUUGAUAGUUUUUGAAUCUCGACCUGAUGCACUAGUGCAGAUAGCUUCACUAGCAAUUCGUAGUGGGAAUGGUUUACUGCUGAAAGGAGGAAAAGAGGCUAAGAGGUCAAAUGCAGCCUUGCACAAGAUUAUUACUGAAGCUAUACCCGAUACUGUUGGUGAGAAACUUAUUGGACUUGUCACCUCAAGGGAUGAAAUUCCUGAUCUGCUCAAGCUUGAAGAUGUGAUAGAUCUUGUGAUCCCUAGAGGCAGUAACAAACUUGUUUCCCAAAUCAAGGAUUCAACAAAAAUUCCUGUUCUUGGUCAUGCUGACGGAGUAUGCCAUGUUUAUGUUGACAAGUCAGCUAACAUUGAUAUGGCAAAGCAAAUUGUUUUGGAUGCAAAGAUAGAUUAUCCUGCAGCCUGUAAUGCUAUGGAAACACUCCUUGUACACAAGGAUUUAUCAAAAAAUGGAGGCCUUAACGAACUUAUUGUGGAACUUGAGCGUGAAGGUGUAACUCUGUUUGGUGGACCGAGAGCAAGUGUUUUGUUAAACAUGGCAGAGGCUCGUUCCUUCAACAAUGAGUACAAUUCCACAGCAUGCACAAUUGAAAUUGUCGAUGACGUGCAUGCUGCAAUUGACCAUAUAAAUCAUCAUGGAAGUGGCCAUACUGACUGCAUAGUUACAGAUGAGCAUGAUGUUGCUGAAGUAUUUCUGCAUCAAGUUGACAGUGCUGCAGUUUUCCACAAUGCCAGUACACGGUUUUGUGAUGGAGCACGGUUUGGACUCGGUGCAGAGGUUGGAAUAAGCACGGGCAGGAUUCAUGCUCGGGGUCCGGUAGGAGUUGAAGGACUGCUAACAACUAGAUGGAUAUUGAAGGGGACUGGGCAAGUAGUGGCUGCUGAUAAAGGGGUCUCUUACACCCACAGGGAUCUCUCCGUGCAGUCCUAACUGUGCGUCAAGCAAUUUAUGCUGGACACAGCUGCAAACGAGGAAAGAUAAAAGUCUAUCAAUUUGUUGCCUGAAAUUUUCUGUCAGCGGCUAAUUGACUUUGUAUUAUUUAGAGCUUAUAGGAGGUGCGGGUUGGGGCAGAGAUAGAGAUAUGACUCUGUCUUGCUCAUCGCAUCAGGCCAGCAUGUUUUGAAGUCUGGGUUUUGGGUAUGUCUAGUAGUAGUAUUUUUUCACCGAGUAUCUACAUCUAUACCAUAUGUAGAAGUAUGGAUGCGCUACAUUUAAUCUGGGUAUUUUAUUCUUUCAUCUAUCGCCAUGUCGUUGAAAUAAAUUGAAGAUUCAUCGAAGAAAA